AGUCGGAAAACCCCAAAAUGAUACUUUCAGUUUGAGAUAGGAGAGUGAUGGACUUCGUGAGCGAGAAACUGUCUAUUUUAUCGUUUAUCAGCGCUAUCAGAACGAUGCAACCCUGUCUAUGAUUGCCAGAUGCAUGACCACAUAGCUCAGGAUUCUUGUCAUUCAGUGAAAGGAAGAGUGAUGGUAACAUAAGUACCCAUGAUAGCUGUCAAGGAAUGUGAUUUAUGUGAAAAGAUAUAUCAGUAAUAAUACAAUGGAUGUUUUUGACAAGGACGAUAUUGAUGAAGAUGAAGAUGAUGAUGAUGAUGAUGAACGACCCAGACAAGGUUACAGUACCUCAGGACAGUCUACCAGUUUAGCAAACUUUCUAACGAACUCUAGACAGCCACUGACAAACAUCACCCCAUCUCAAAGGAGGUCAAGGGGUAUCUUUGUAAGUAUUUCAUUGAAUUCUUUAACACCAGGAACUGUACUGUCUAGUAAACAGUUCAGCAGACCAAUGGGUAGUCGUAGCGCAAUACUUGAGGAUGAAGAGGACUUAGCCCCUCCAACUCCGCUACCUCCUCAGCAGAAAGAUAAAAAGACAGAGGAGAUCAAAAUGAAAAUAGAAAAGCUACAGGCAGAACUUGAUGAGAUAAAUAAAGAAAAAGGCGAACUUUUGUCUGCCGUCUCGGGCAAUGAAUAUCGUAAAGAUGAGAACGAUGAAUCUGGCAAUAAUUCAGUUCAAGGAAAGUCGUCAGAAAAGGGAGAAAACUAUGAGGACACGGUCAUAGAGAAUGAAGUUCAUGCCCCGCUCAAAUGUAAUAACUCUGAGAUACCUAUCUCUAAACUCCUAAAGAAGGACUCGUACAGUAGUAAAACCGAAUUCAAUCAGGAAGAUUUCCUCAAGCAUUUGUGGUCUAGUCCUUCAUCUGAUGCUAAAAGACAGAAAGAAGAUGGUGGAGGUUGGCGUCUUCCACAGAAUGUGAAAGAAAGUGGGCCAGAAAUAUCAAACACGAUUCAUCAUAGACCAAAACAUAUGCCUGAUGCAAUAGUAAACAAUUUUAGUAGUGAUGAACGAUUCAGAGAAAAGAGUGUGGAUUCUGACAGUGAAAUUAUGGAUGAUGGUGUCUUUGAAAAUAAGUUUCCUGAAGUGGACGCAACGCACAAAGUCGUAGAAGUUACACUGCCUGCUAACCCCAACAUUCCUCACACACGGAGCAGAAAGACCCCUGGAUACUUGUACAAUAAUCACAACAGUUUAGAUUCUAGUGACACAAUCCAGACUGACAUCAAAGCUAACUCCACAAACCAACAUGAUAGUGUUCCUAGGAAGAAUCUAUCUGCCAGUGAAACAAUACAGGAAAAUGACAGUCCGUCAGUCCUACCGGAAAAUAACAGUCCGUCAGUCCUACCGGAAAAUAAAAGUCUGUCAGCCCUGCCGGAAAAUAACAGUCCAUCAGUACAAUCGGAUGAUUCUUCCAUUCGUCAGGAUCUUCCACCCUUGAAAUAUCCAGAACAUUCCCCCAACCCGGAAUUGAAUCAUAUCACCCAGCUACCCCCGAAGAGGAAGUCCCAGGAUUUACCAUCUGAGGGUAGCCCUAACAAUGUGACGGAGAAUGACGAGGACGAAAACACUGGAUAUCAAGACUAUAAUGACAGCAAUAAGACAACUUACAGUAAUGUCACAGCGAGUAGUUCCCAUCACCCUGUAUCCCGCUAUGCAGGUUACAUGUCGUCGCUACAGUCUUUGGCAGAUCACCAUGAUUACAUCAUCAAAGAUGUCACUCCCGACGGGAACUGUAUGUUCAGUGCCAUUAUUGAUCAGCUCCGUAUCCAAGGCAACUUUGACCUCACUCCGAACUCGCUCAGAAAAACGGCUGUACAUUACUUAAAGGAUAAUCCAAAAAACCAAGAUGGAACUCAUUUGGAAUCGUUUUUGUCCACGGAAACCUGGGAGGAGUAUCUGAAACGCAUGGGACAAGAAUCACAGUGGGGUGAUCACAUGGUGCUACAAGCCUGUACAGAGGUGACUAGUCAGCGUAUUGUUGUAUUCAAACCCAACACCAACAAAACUGUCCUGGUGCCAACAGUCGAGGAAGUAUCCGAAGAAAAUACAGUCACUCUCGGCCACAUCGGGGAGUCACAUUUUGUCAGUCUCCGUCCGAAAGAUUGGGAAGCUAAUUGGCCUCUCAUGGCACAGGCACACAGAGUCAAAAAGAAGGAGAAACAAAAAUUGGCAAGAAAGAAAAACCUCAAAAGAAAGAAAUCUGCUGAACUGAAAAAGAUUUCAACACCAGAGCCUUCCGACGGAGGGGAAUCCCCAUCCGUUGAUGAGAAAGAAUCAACUGGCACUGAGGAAACUGAAGGAGCUACUACAGAGGUGCUAACUGAGAAGAAACACAUUGAGGAGGAAGAUGAUGAAGGCGAUGAAGAUGAAGAGGAUGACUCGCAGUUCAAGACUACUGAUGACAUUGAAGAGUUAGUGAGAGAUCGAUCUGCUAUCGACACGUUGAGUCUGAUCCCUAUGGUACACCUUUCUCAUAUCAUGAAGACGAUGAUAGAAUCCAAGCAUCUCCUGACGGUUCCCGCAGAGAACGCUGUUUACCAGUAUGAUACUGUAUUGCGAGAAGGGAAUGAUCCAAACUUCAGAAUGAUGCUUUUCGGAAGCAUAGUUGAAGAAAUGGCAACAACUGUUGUGGAUUUAAGACCUGAUCAGGAUCGAAGUAUAUUUCCUAAAAUACCAAAGACAAUCGGCUACACUUUGAAAGAUAGUCCUGUGUGUCUAGGGAGUAGUAACACUGAUUCUGUAGGCAAUGAAUUUGUUUACCAAAUUGAAGACCAGCACACUCGGCCUGGCUAUGUUCGUUUAAAACUUUGUCUUAGAGGAGGUGAUAGGGAAAUGGCAGAGUACCUGCUCUCAAAAGUGAAGUGUUCAAAAUAUCAACUACACAAUAUGUGUGUGUCAGAAAAUCGAUGGACCUUCUGUGGGAAAUGCUCUUCUAUAUGGCCUGACGAAGCCAAGGAAUGGUUCACACGAGAUAGACCAGCUAAAUGGCCAGACGAAGAUAUUCUAUCAACCUCCAAGGAAGACGACUGCUUCCUAAUUAGCCGACCACAUCCACAAAGUAGUUAUCCAGAAGGGGAAUGGCAAUGGGUGUUCCCGGAAACAGAGAAAAGAAUUGCACGCGAAGCUUUAUCAGAAGAACAAAAAUAUUGCUUCAGAGUUUUCAAAGUUUUAGUUGAUUUCCACACAAGGAAUUUGUCAGUGAAAUUGACAACGACACACUUAAAGACAGUAAUGUACACUUCGUGUGAAAUACUCGCCGCUGCUUUGUGGGGAGUAAAUCCCGGUGGCUGUCUAAUGUUUCUGCUUCAUCGACUUGUCACCUGUCUUCGCAUGGGUGUCCUGCCUAACUACUUCAUCCGCACUAAUAACAUGAUAGAGCAUUUCACCAAAGGACAAUUAUGUGCUCUUCGGCAGCGAUUGUAUGCCGUUAGAGUGUUUCCCGUACCAGCACUUGUGAUGCUGGUGGAUCACUACAGUCUAUUUGGAAUGUGUUUUCUCAACCGAACGCUGGAAGACAUCGUUAAAUUUAGAAAACAUCAAAAUCUAUAUCAGUCAUUUGUAGAGUGCUUCCUCAGAAACUAUUCCAUGUAUUAUCGUGUUCAAAUCCUUAACAAGAUCUUUAAAAAUGCUAAGCUGACACUGGAAGAGGCUUUCUUUACGAAAACGGAGAGACUGGCAACUUGCCAAGGUGAGGAACACAACUUUGAACAGUUCGUUCUUGAUAUCACUGGAGAUGAAUUCGGCGAUCUGAAAGGAUUGGUGUUGUAUGAAAUAGACACGGCUUGUGAGAGUGAUUUCACACGUUCACUACACAGCUCGACAGAUUUCGUUCAUUUAAAAGAUGUAUUGGAUCUUACAGAUUGUCUGAAUUACUCUGAAGUUCCGGUACCGAGAAAUUCCGUCGAUUCUCAACAAAAGGAAGUUAUGUUCCUGGAAACUCUAACUUCGCACUUUACUCAACAGCGUCGGUACCAAGAAGCGGCCCACUUUGUGCGAUGUACUAUAAAGAAGACAUUGCAAGCCAUUCAGUACAGCAAUAACAAAGCAUCAGAUCAGAACGCAACUGACGUGCAAAAUGAACGUCUUCACCAGACUCAAAUAACUCUGUAUAACUGUGCACUGUUACGACUGUAUUAUGAUCUCUAUGGCAUAUACAAGUCAAUGGGACAAGCCGAGCUGAUGCAAGAAUAUAUUGAGGACUACGAAGCGGCGUGCCUUGCAUCUGACUACACAUUCCAUUACACCAGAGUGGCCAAUAUCUGGCAGAAACUUGGUGACCGUGCUAGAGCACAGGACUUAAGGGACCAGGCCGAAUCUAUCAAAUCAACACAGAAGCACUAUUCAAACGUGACGCGAUAUGACAGUAUUGAUGACGUAGACUUUGCGACGAAGAAUUCAGCGAUGUACCAAUGCCACACCUCAGCUUCACCAUACGUUAUCUUCUGCGAUCGAAUUACAUCGCCAGUAAUACUAACUACCAAAAUGUUUAAAGUGAGCACUGCCGAAGCAACAGCGUUGUGUAUCGGAAGCGGAGCUGACUCUCUCAGUGGAGUCCUGAUUGACUUCAACGAUAAAACAAAGACUGCAGGAAAGUUCCAUAUACCCAUGGUAGUAGGAAUCAAUUAUGAGUCGCUGGUUUAUGACGAGUCAGAUCAGGAUGAGUAUUCACUUGACUUUCAAUUGGACACGCAAGAGUGUCAUCCCGGCUACACAAGGUUGAUAACAAACAAUCUGGAAUUCUGGAAGGAGGGUGUAUUCCAAUGCCCUGUCAAUGGUGUUUCAUGGUUGAAACAUAUUCCUCUGAACCUCACUUCCUCAGAAAAGCAGACUCGUUUUGGGUUUAAGUGCGACGGACUCCCUAAUGCCGCCUUGGAAUGGGUGACACGUGACAGAACUACUUCCUGGCCAUCUCCUUCAUCAAUUGAGACAGUUGUCCAGCACGGCUGCCUCGUAGUGACCACGCCACAUGCCAAUAGCUCACGCAAGGACAUUGAAUGGCAGUUUGUAUUUAACUAUGCUGAAGAAUUGCUCAUCAAAAGCCUUUCCCGAGCCCAGAAGUAUUGUUUCCGAGUUUUUAAAAUCUUGGUUGAUGAGUGUUCCAAGAACCUGACCACAAAGUUGAAAACAGUCCACUUGAAAUCAAUCAUGUUUUAUGCAUGUGAGGAGAUUAGUGGUUCGAACUGGGGAGAGAAUUGCGGUGGAUGUGUUAUGUACUUGCUCAGCAAACUAGAAUCGCAUGUCUCCGAAAAAUGUCUUCCGAACUAUUUUAUCAGCAGCAACAACAUGAUCGACCACUACUCCGACGAGGCCCUAGGCUCUAUAGCUAAAAUCGUAUGUAGUAUUAGAUUGUUUCCCAUACCGACCUUGGUAUUUCUAGCAGAGUCACAUGGUAUCAAGCAAACACAUAUGCUUCACCCCGUGAUAGAGGAUAUUGCUAAAUUCAAGCGUGACAAUGACAUGGAUAGAACAAUCAAAGAAGCGUUUGUGCCGAGUGUCAUUAUAUUAGCUAAAUCGUAUCUAAGAUCUAAUGCUGAAAUGGUCGGAAAGAUGUUUCAGAUGGCAUUCGAAGAAUGCAAGAACUCGAGGAAAGAUAGUUUGUCUCCUAUGGAUACGUCUUCUUUUAAGGAAUUUAUUGUAGGAGUGUUAAACAAGGAAGAUGUCGUGGAAAGGCUUGCUCUGGCGAAAGUGCUAGAUGAACAAUUCAACAUGAACAUAAAAGCCUCCAUACAGCGAGACUCUGGCGUUGCUGUUGUCAGAGAUAUCGUUGGCCCGAAUUAUAACGGACCGGUGGCAGAUACACCGAUCAACAAGGGAAUUUUGCAUUGCACUCUGGCUCAGAUGAAGGUUUUAGAUGAUCUUGCAUUUAAAUUUUUCUUCACGGGACAAUUCUCUGAGGCUGCUGUUCUUCUGGAGAGUGGUAUAGCAAAGGCUGACACCGCCAGAACUGAAAUAAUAGAUGUUGGCGAUAUCGAGGAUCCUGACGUUAAAGUCAGCAUCCUAAGACAGAACGCCACUAAAGCUAGGGAAGUCAAUGAACAGUACCACGUCAUGUGCGAUCAUCUGAUGCAAUGCCGUGUUUCACCAGUUAUAUUUGGACAAUGAUAAGGACUUUCUCCCAUACUUCACAGGGUUAUCCGGCGGUUGCUAGGGGAAAGAUAAAUCGAUCUUACACAGGGUGGGUAAAGA
This is a messenger RNA of Pecten maximus, 6235 nucleotides long. RefSeq lists its product as uncharacterized. Lineage: Eukaryota; Metazoa; Mollusca; Bivalvia; Pectinida; Pectinidae. The record is from RefSeq and is a predicted model, not a curated record.